AUGAGCCUGUGCCUGGAUGCCGGGGACCGGAUCUGCAUCGCCGCCGGGCCCUUAGAGUGCAAACAUCAACAGGUCAACCAGGAGGUGGGACGGCAGAGGUCAAAUGGUCGCAAACAAAGUCACAGAGCCGCACGGAAGCAUCGACUACAGAGCCACUCGUACGGCCGCGACUGUGAAUCAGCCCUGUAUCCGUCUGCGCACUGGAUAAAGCGCGGGGCGUAUUCCUUGAUCAACCCCACGUUCCUGCACUCGGAGGAGGACACUAAGCUGCUUUUUGAGAUUCUUCUUGCCGGAAUGCAGAUCCGAGGCGAGGAGCGCCCCCUGCUGAUCCCGGACGAGGAGCUGGCCUCUCUGAGCAGCGUGAAAAAGCUGGCGGUGAUCUGUGAGGACGUGCUGCCGAAGAAGCUUUCGGAUAUCCGGCGCCUGAUGGCAGACCUGGCCGAGCGGCGGCAGCCUCUCAGCCGGCAGGACUUUGAGAGAACAGUGCUGACUUUGGUGUACGCCUCGCAGACGCUCGCUCAGAUCAGCGACCCGCACCAGAAAGAGAUGUGGAUGGAGACGCUGGUGCACCUGGCCCGAGCUCUUCAACGAGACCUCGGACCCUCCUGAGCAAAACUCAAAGCUUCACUUUCUACACAUCUAGAUCAAUAUAAGUUUAUGGCAUAUCAACUCUGUAUAUAUUGUUUUCACAGUUGCUUUGUUACAAAGCUGGCAGUGGUAAGGAUGUUUCUGUGCAAGCUGAUAACCGUGAAGACACGGCCUCCAGGAAGUGAUAUUCUUAUCUAGUCUUUGUUUUGGAGCAAACUCUAACUCUCUAAAAAACAGCAGGGUUUAAAGGGAGAGUAGAAUCUACUUAGUGGCUAAUGUCUCAUGGCAAGUUUUCCUGGUGCAACCUUCUGUGAGACAUAGAAACAAGACCAAGAAGAGAGCCAAUCAGA
Molecule: messenger RNA, 938 nt
Organism: Fundulus heteroclitus (mummichog)
Lineage: Eukaryota; Metazoa; Chordata; Actinopteri; Cyprinodontiformes; Fundulidae
Product: protein FAM180A
Exons: 4
Coding region: 1-609 (202 amino acids)
Source: RefSeq, a predicted model, not a curated record